AUGAAGAUAGAGGAAUUGCCAGAUGUCAACCCAAAUCAAGACAAUAUAGCUGAAAAUUUUGAUAAGCUAAAAGAACUUUCACAUCCAUCUAACCACUAUACUCAAGCUUUAGCUAACCUUAAUGAUUCUUUAAUCAAUUUAAAUCUACAACAACUUCAAAUAUUAUCACUACAUUCAAAUCCAAAUUUGUCAUGGAGUUCAGUACAAAAUUCUAAACUAGUGAUAUCAAUUAUUGGCAAAUCAAACAUCAGUUCACUACUACCUCAAUACAUCAACGUAUAUUUUCGUCCGAAAUUACUAGAAAUUGAAAAAUUAGUUAAAUUAGGUCAAAAAAAGCAACUGACAUUAAGACCAAGAUUAUCAUUUCGAGAACAAAAAUUUGAUCCUUCUAUAUUAGCUCAAGCUUGGUUUUUGGUGAGUGUAAAAAAUGAUUCAGAGAUACAAAUGCUUGUAUUAUUGUUGAUUAUUGAUACUUUGAAAUUUGACAUUGAUGCUAAAUUACAAGCUUGUAAAUUACUAGAGUAUUUACAGUCAAAAGAGAUCCAAAAAGUUCCAUCCAUUCAAAAUUUAAUAGGUCCAUUAAGACAAAAUUUAAUCAAGUGUUUAACUCAUUUACCUUCAAUCACUCAAGAAGAUGAAUCUUUAAAAUUACUUACUAUUGCAUAUCCAUGUCUUUAUCAAGUUGAUAGAAAAUUUGGAAAUAAUUUGAAUUUUAUAGAAAUUAUAGGUCAAAUUUUAUCAUCAAUAAUUUAUGUUAACAACUAUCCUGAAAUAGUCAUAUUUUUAUUAAAUCAAUUAUCGAUAUGUAUUGAAGAAAUCAAACUAGAUGUAUUAAUAAAUAUAUCCAAAAUAUUUUACCUUUUAAAUAAUAUAAUCACAAAUAUCAACUACUUAGAGCAACAACCUAAAAUUAUUAUAAAAGCAAUCGAUGUGGUAAAUGAAAUACUAUCUAUUGAUAAUCCAAUGAUAUAUACUUUUGUUUAUGAUAUAAUUGGAGCUUAUGGAAUACUUUUAAAAAGAAUUAAAAAAUACGAGAUCAAAAGCAUUGAUAUUAGUUUAAUUCAACAAAGUAUAACAAAUCUAAAAAGACUAGCUUUAAAAUAUGAUAAAUUGAAUGAAUUUGAUGAAUUAUGUACAUAUAUAGACCAAUGA
This is a messenger RNA of Lodderomyces jiufengensis, 1152 nucleotides long. RefSeq lists its product as uncharacterized. NCBI's taxonomy places the organism in Eukaryota, Fungi, Ascomycota, Pichiomycetes, Serinales, Debaryomycetaceae. The record is from RefSeq and is a predicted model, not a curated record. The transcript has a single exon. The coding region runs from base 1 to 1152 and encodes 383 amino acids.